GGGCAGCGGGGGGAUCCUGCAGGAGGGUGAGGGGCGCAUGAGGAGUACAGUCCUUCAUGGAUGUCUAUUUAUAGUGGAGGUGACUGCCUCGCCGCCAUACACUCACUCACGUGCUGUCGCCCGCCGCUUGUUGCUGUUGUGCUGCAGAAAGUCCGUGAGUCAUGAAGACUGCCGCGAGUGCGAGCCGCGCCCUGACGCUGCUGGCCGUGGUGCUGGCGGCGACGCUGCUCAUGGACGCCGCAGAGGCUAAACGCGGAAAACCUAAGCUUCCUUCGAGUUUGAGUGAAGCCUUCGAAAGUUGCCUGUGUGGCGGCAUCGACAAGGAGACAGAGUGCAGCACUUGCUUCGAUCCAGUGCGCGACAACCCAGAUACUGCAACCUUGGAAGAAAUCUUCGCAUGUCUCGAUACUGCAGGGAUUGAUCGGACUAUCGCUGCAGCGUGCACUGGACGCCAACGCUCUUCAUGCCACUCGUCAGAAGAACGAGGUUAGCAGAAACGGCAGUUUUUGCUGCUGCUCCUGUUGUUGUUCUGGCGAUGCCAGAACAACAUCGGCAAUACAAUCAUGAGGAAACAGACCGAAACGAAACUGAACACGUGUCCCUUCUCCUCCUUUGUCGACAUCUUUAGCUGCACCACCGCCACCGCUUCCACCAGACACUGCCCUCCCUGUUGCCUUCAACCCCUGUAUGCCUGCCUGUCUGUCUCGCACCCUGAGCUUCAAUAAAGCCUCACGAAAGU
Scylla paramamosain (green mud crab) is the source of this 739-nucleotide messenger RNA. RefSeq lists its product as uncharacterized. Lineage: Eukaryota; Metazoa; Arthropoda; Malacostraca; Decapoda; Portunidae. The coding region runs from base 162 to 491 and encodes 109 amino acids. The record is from RefSeq and is a predicted model, not a curated record. The transcript is spliced from 5 exons.